Molecule: messenger RNA, 14929 nt
Organism: Parus major (Great Tit)
Lineage: Eukaryota; Metazoa; Chordata; Aves; Passeriformes; Paridae
Gene: USP6NL
Product: USP6 N-terminal like
Exons: 14
Coding region: 480-3071 (863 amino acids)
Source: RefSeq, a predicted model, not a curated record
UGGCUCUGCACUGCACCGGAGUCUUUCUUUAAGCAUUACGUGAAAUUUCAUGAACUGAUACUGACUUGAAAAGAGGAUGCAGCCACACUUGUUAGUUACUGAGCCUAGGGGAGCACGCUGCAUCUGUGGCAGUCAUUUCAAGGGGUUUUUUUUCUCUUUAGCUGCUUUGUGAACGUUUCCUUUAAACUUUAUUUAGAGACAUCAGUAUGCGUUUUCUGCAGUAAAUAAUUCUAAAAUGUUCUGUAGAAAUACAUUUAGGACUGCUUGUGUUUUUUUGUCUCCUUGUGCUGAAGUCACUUUAAAUCCAUCACCCCAGCCUGUAGAGCCGUCAGGCAGAAAUCUUCCUGGGAAGGUAGAUGAGUUCUUCCUGCAUCAGUUUUGCUUGAGCAUGCUGAAGGCAGCCAUGUAAUAAGGUGUAGUAAUGAAACCUGUUGGAAUUUUAGAGGAGCACCUGGUUCCUUUGAUCUUGCUAAUGAGCAAUGAUUCAAGUGCUACAGAUUGUAAAGGAUCUGGUGUCGCCAGCAAGACGGAGAACAGAUGCUGCCCGGAAAGGUGCAGAUGCUGAGCAGGAUGCUGCUAUCAAACUUGCCCAGGAACGAGCGGAGAUAGUUGCCAAAUAUGACAGAGGACGUGAGGGGGCUCAGAUUGAACCGUGGGAAGAUGCUGACUACCGUCUGUACAAAGUCACAGAUAGAUUUGGGUUUCUACAUCCAGAGGAGCUUCCUGUCCAUGAUGUGGUGAUAGAAAAGCAAAAGCACCUUGAAAUUGAAAGAACUACAAAAUGGAUUAAGAUGCUGAAAAGCUGGGAAAAAUACAAGAAUAGUGAAAAGUUUCAUAGGAGAAUUUAUAAAGGAAUCCCACUGCAGUUGAGAGGACAAGUCUGGUCUUUGCUGCUUGAUGUUCCUAAGAUGAAAGAAGAAAUGAAAGACUUUUAUAAUAAACUGAAAUGUCAAGCACGAGGGUCUUCGCCAGAUAUUCGGCAAAUUGAUCUUGAUGUGAACCGGACGUACAGAGACCACAUCAUGUUUAGGGACAGAUAUGGUGUAAAGCAACAAUCUUUGUUCCAUAUUUUAGCUGCAUAUUCCAUAUAUAAUACGGAAGUUGGAUACUGUCAGGGAAUGAGCCAGAUCACAGCUUUGCUCCUGAUGUUCAUGAAUGAAGAAGAUGCCUUCUGGGCCUUGGUGAAACUUCUCUCUGGUCCAAAGCACGCUAUGCAUGGUUUUUUUAUUCCUGGUUUUCCAAAACUGAUGAGGUUUCAGGAACAUCAUGACAAAGUACUGAAGAAAUUUUUGUCCAAACUUAAGCAGCAUUUGGACUCCCAGGAUAUGCCCACCAGCUUUUACACAACCAAGUGGUUUUUCCAGUGUUUUCUUGAUCGUACUCCCUUUACAUUAAGCCUCAGGAUAUGGGAUAUCUACAUACUUGAAGGAGAGCGGAUUCUCACUGCUAUGUCUUACACAAUUCUGAAACUGCACAGAAAGCAUCUGAUGAAAUUACAAAUGGAAGAGCUUGUAGAAUUUCUGCAGGAGUCUUUAGCCAAGGAUUUCUUCUAUGAAGAUGACUUUGUAAUAGAGCAGCUCCAAAAUUCUAUAUCAGAAUUGAAACGAGCAAAGCUGGAUUUACCAGUAGCUGGUAAAGAAGAUGAAUUUCCAAAGAAGCCAUUGGGGCAGAUUCCAUCAGGACCUUCACCUUCUGUGCUUAACUCCACUCCAAUGCUUAAUGGACAGAACAGUACUGGUACUCAAACAGCAAGAAGGACAGAGAGAAGACCAUCCAUGGAAGAAGAACAAGAAAGUUCACCAAAUGACCGAAAAAGAAUUAAUUCGAUGGAAAAGAAACCUUCUUUAAAACAGCAAAAGAUUCGACCAGUAGAGACACAAAACAGUUUGCCUAAGAAUGACAUAGAUACCAGAAAAAAGCCUCAGCUAACAGACCAAGACAACUCGAGUCUAUACAAUAAUGCAGCUGCUAAUCAAAAUUCUAAUGCUACUUCCAAUACCAGAAGGGAAUUUGUACCUAAGUGGAAUAAACCGUCUGAUACCAAAAUAAUGGAAAAGACAAUGAAGCUCACUGCAGAGGUGAAAGGGAGGCCAGUAAACCAUUCUGUUUUGGGCCCACCACCAAGUCCUGGAGAAGUGCAGCCUUUGAAUGUAAAGCAAAAGGUGAGGGUUUUGGAUGCUGAUGAAGGUAAGCGAGGGUCUAAUGCAUCUCAGUAUGACAAUGUUUCAGAGGAUGAAACUGAGAGCGAGAAUCUUGUUGAAGAGGUGAUUGAGAGAGCUCAUCCACAAAGUCCUGGGCAUGUAGCAUUUUCUAAUAGUCCAAGGAAGCAAAUGGAAAAAAUACCAGCUCCAUUAAAAAUACCCAAUAAUUACGUCUUCACUUCACAGCCCAGAUCUCCAAAAUAUGCAUCUCAGUCUGAUGGUCCAUCUCAUGGACUGAAUGUAAAACAGCCACUGCCAGGUUAUAGUAAUCCCCCUACUUACUAUGGGAAUUCUCCAAAGCACGUUUCCAGUAUAGGCAAUACAAGUUCUUCACCUCUGCAUUACCACGGGAAUCGACCCAGCCCCUCUGGAAGGCCAUACCCUUUUAUGUCAGUAGAUUAUUCCCCAAACAAGCUGCAAAUGAAUUCCUAUCCUGCCAGUCGCCAAAAUCCUCUUUCACCAGCCCCUGCUCAGACAGAAGUUGCUCCUGUUGAUGCUUACACCAGCAGCUUGAGGUCCUCUCCAGGUGUCAAAUUCAUAAUCCCUCCAGCAGAUUAUUUACCAGAUGAGAGAAAGUGGCCAGAUGCCACCUACAUCUACAGACACGAACCCUACAGGCAGCCCUGGAGCCAAGACCUUAACAAAGGUCACUUGGAUAAUUUCCAGAAGUACCAGCAUUUCCAGCCAACACCUUUACAAGACCGCAGUCUUCCUCCUGUUUCUGUGGAUAGUCCAGUGAGAUACAGGACUUCCCCAACCUUGGAAGAGAAUGGUUCCCCACAGUAUCAAUAUCCAAGCCCAUCAGCUCAAGCCCAACACUAUCGGAGCAGAACUGAUGGAUUGUCUAUGCAUGAAUCUGUGCUUCUCUGAGAACCUGGCUAUGCUUAGUGAAAUGGCAAGAACCAAAACCAGUUGAACAGUACUGUGUUAGUAGUAGUCCGCCUCUGAAAUGUGGAUGGUUCAUGUGAGUUCAAAAAUAAUGACACUAUUUCAGAGAUGUUUCAGGCUUUGGUUGGAAGCUGGUGGAGUUCUUGGACUUGCAUGGAAGCUACUGGAAGUGAUGUAAUGCACAUAGACAUAGCAAUAAGCUCAUAUACACCGUGUGGUUCAUGCUGUCGUCUCUCCUUACAUUUUAAAUAACUUGUGUUACAAUCCUUCUGCCUAAAACCUGUAACACACUGAAAAGUUUUAUUUUGACUGACAUUGUUAAUGCACUGUACAGAUGUGUGUGUGUGCGCCUGUGUGAGUGUGCACUUACAGUACACAAACUCAUGUGGAAAAGAGCUAAAGAGUUUAAAUUUAAAUGCAUUUAACUUUGGGCAAAGCUCGUGAAGUACUUUAAUUUCAUAUUAAUUUUUCUUUGUAAUUUAUUUAAGAAGCCAUUCAUUUUGAAUGGGAAUUUCUCUCAUUUUUAUACAGCUGCCUCAGCAUCCCAGUAUCUGUUCUGGGCAGGAGAGAUGCUUUGGGAUUAUUAAUUUAAUCAUGUGUGAGAGUUAAUUUCCUCUCCUUUGACUACUGUUUGUCCUUUUCCUCAGCAGGAAGGAGCAGGCAGGGAAAAGCAGAAAGCCAAAAAUGUCUCUCUAAUCUGGCUAAGAAAUGGUGCUUAAAUUCAGGGCAGUGUUUAGGGGGUUUUUUAUAAGUGCAUCAGAAGUGGAGAAUUUGUACCUUCUCAUCCAAAUCUACCUUCAGAAUGUCGUUGUAUAUGCAGAAGACUGGAGCACAGUGAGACUAAUGCCAGAUACAGAAAUGGUGCUGCACCCUUCACGUUUUGCCAUGCUGUGCUGUGAGGCUAAAACUGGUUGCAGGGCCAAAUCUCACAGGUAUCAGAGAAUUGUGCAGCUCAUUGACACCUCUGUGAAGUGCAUGAAGGAGAUUGAGCUUUGCUCCAGGCUCGAUAUGUAUCUAUGUACUGUGUGAGUAUGCAGUGUCCUUUCUCCUAAGCUUUGUUGAGUGGACUCUGUUGUGUUCUGCCCUUUUUCCCCCCAAAUUGCUGGCGAGUUCAUGUUUGUGAUGGGACUUGCACUGUGUGGUGUUUUACACCAAAAUGACCCUGACUGUUGUUAACAGGAACCUUAAACUCCUGCUGAUGUAAGUAAUUCUAAUUAGCGUUCGCAGCCUUUUUUACUUUGUGUUUUCCUUUCUUUGAAUGUGAAUUGGGGGUGGAAUUAAAAGCAGGUGAAGUGGCACAUGUAGGAUGGAGUCCUGUGAGCUGCAGGACGUGCUGACCUCUCACCGGGAGCUGAGGCAGAGGGGGGUCUCGCCAGGAGAGGUCCUUGGAGUACUGAACAGAGAGUUUUCUCUAAUACUGAAGUACUAAACAUUGGUAUCAACACCAGUUUGGAAGGUUGUCCUGUUCCCUUCUGUUUUGUAAGGUUUGUUAACUGAAAACAUAGAAACAGAUAUUAUUUUUGUUUUCUUUAAACAAUGAGCUUUAGUGCCUAUUAUUGCUGCAGGUUGGCUCUGUAAGUUUUAAGGUACAGAAGUAAAACAAUUUUUACAAAUGGAAGUAACAUUUACUUAGUAUGUUUCAAAACAAUUUUUUGUGUAUAUAACGUGUCUGAUGUAAUUUUUAAUAACUGGGCAAUUUUAUAUUUUAAAUAUUGAAACCGCAGCGAAGUAACUGUAGCCAAGCACUACACUGAAAUCCUAAACUAAAAUUGUGAAGAUAAAUAUGACUUGGGCUUACUUUAGUUCUGAUUGCUUACAGCAGCUUAGAAAUGUAUGUAUAUAAUAUUGUGGCUAAGUGUAAUAAUCUCAGUGUUUAAUGAUGGUUCUGUAAUUCAUAACAAAGCUGUACAAUUUAUUUGUGCAAACAACAUGAGGCUCCAAAAUAUGUAUCAGCGUUAGUAAAUAAUGUAGAUUUUUAUAUAUAAAAUAUAUACACACUAUUUUCUUAUUUCAUCUACACCAGUUUUAUAACUGUGUACCUAUUUUGAUGUGACUGUAUUUUUAACAUGUUAAAAUAAUAAUAAUUAAGCUUAUGUUGUGUUGUCUUUCUUCUUAAUUAUUCGAUUAGCUCCAAACUGGACUUUUGCUAUUCUCAACACAAACAAUUGCUUUUCAUAAAUGAAUCAUGUGUAUAUAUAUGAUGUAUCCUAUUUAAUUUGUACAUGUUUAUUUUUAGAUUAAGCAGUGUGGAUACAAUCUAUAUAGUGUUUUUGCAUUAUUGCAGAAGUUGCAAGAUUAUUGAUUAUAGUUUAUUACACUGCUAAACCUUAGCCUAUCAUUUGCAAAAACUGGGAGCAUAAACUGUGAUCAUAAUUUUCUGGUUUUGUUCUAAUAAUCUCACCCAAUACCAGUUUAAAAGAGAAUUGUUGGCAUAAGGAGUUUGCAAAGUUGCAUUGAUCUAAGUGCAAAAUAAUAGUCUGACUGUGGCUUCCAUCUCUCACAUCUGGAGGAUGCUAUUGAGUUAUUUUAAAAAAAAAGCAAUCCAGCCUUGUGUCAUCUGAUUGUAGUGCAAAAUACAUUUUUAUUUUUAUUUAACUGGACAAACCAGGCUCAAGGUACAACCAGAUUUGAGUCUGUCAUUCGUACCAGUAACAAAACCCACUUGAUGCAGAGUGAAGUGAGACAAAGCUGUUCCAGUGCCUUGCUGAUAGAGGGGUUCAUCUCGGUGUCAUGGAUUAGACAUCCUCAUAAGAGCUUUUGUUGUCACUGUUUGAUCUGAAAACAUUGGAGGGGUAAGUAUCAGCAUUAAAUAUUUGAGACAUUUUCUUUCUUCCUAUGGUUUCAUAAUUUUCCAAGAUCUCUGCUUUGAGCUGUAUAAACUGUAGGUUUUUUGUCCAAGUCAGUUGUCACGACAUUCCUUGUGGUUGAUGAGACAAAUUCUGCGCAGGGAUUUGGAGAACUAACACAGAGGAACACAGAAGACUAAGUAAAGAGACAUAACUAACUUCUGUAUGGCAAAAAAUUAGUGAAAUUAAACUAAUUAGGGUUUAAAGAGAAAAGAAAGGACACUGAGUAUAUUCUGUGGUUGCCUUUCCUUUCACUUGGAUGCUCUGCUAGAUUAGAUCUAAUGACUUCAGUGCGGUACUGAAGCACUUCAGUCUUGUGCAGUAAAAAUUGUUGUGGCUAUGGAAUAAAAAUGGGAAAGGAUCAUGGUAUCACUGGUACUCUUAAACUUUUUGGUGAGUGGGAUGCGAUUGCAAGAUCCAGGUGCUUGCUUACCUAUAUAACCAAGAUAGGUUAUACACUGCAAAUGAAGACAGAAGCCAUCCCUGUUCCUCCUUCCAGGGGAAGAUUUUGGCAUCAGAUUUGGUGAUCAAUCUGAAUCUAAACCCUAGCCUGGGCAGCUAAGGAAGAGAAUCUGACCUCAGGAAAGUUCUUUCCUUUUCCUCAGAUCCAUCUGUGGUCAGUCUAUACUUUAGGGAAGGCAACAUGAGGAAAGGGAAAACCUGUUUAGCCAGUAGUCUGUUAAGGAGAAUAUUCUCUCCUACAUCUGCUGAUGACUACUUAAAGCCUUAAAGCAUGAUAUUAUUUGCAGUUGUUUCAAAAUUAUCAGACUGGAGUGGACAGUCCUAUUUUUCUCAGGGCUAAGAUAUGUAAAUGCCAGUUACCUCUGUAAUACCUGUCAGCAGGAUGAAUCCCUUGUUGUAAAAGUAACUGCUCUAUCACUAUCAGUUAAGUUUCAAGACAAGUAGCCGGAGAUUUUUAGAAAUCAUGGAGGAUGCAAGAGAGAAGUACCUUAUUGCAAGUCAAAGAUACACUGUUGUAGUAAGCCACAGAAUAAUUCCAAAAUUAGAUGCAAACAGUAAACAACAUUGAAAUGUCAAAAGACAGAACAGCCUUCCAGUAUGGGGGAGCAAAUCCAAAGCUUCCCUGAGGUACAUACACAUUUUCCAGGGAGAUUUUUCUCAAGAAUCCUAUCCUGAAUUUCACAUCAUCUUCAAUAUGACUUUGAAAUGGACUUGCAAAUUGCAGACUUUUUUUUUUUUAAUCUCCCCCUUGGGUGGCAUUACACUGCAUGCACAAAGAAGAAUACUAUUUAAAAUAUGCCAUCAAACGCCCACCGUUUCAUUUCCAGCAGAGAACAUUCCACUUUCGAUACUUCAGUGAGAGGAAAAUAUAAUCUUUUUUUGUAGUCCUUUAAAUACUGCAUUUUUGUAAAGUUCUGUAAAUGCAGCAUGGUUACAGUUUAACAGCUACUUAACCAAGUAUCAUUCAGUCUCCUCUUUAGAUGGCAUGAAGCUACUGCAUAAUUUGCUGCAGUUACUUUUUUCUUUUGGGCAAUAUUAAGACAAUCCAAAUGCUUUUAGUGGCAGAGUUGCAAUGAGAAGAUGACUAGGCCAACAAUUGAAAUUGGAAAUAUAAUUGCAGUCAUUUUGGAAUAGCCUUUAAGUGACUGCCAAAUCCUGGGAAAGACACCAUUUUCUGGGUUCUUUGUGCCAAGAGAACUUACUGCAGCAGGGAACACGUAGGUCCCUCUCCUGAGUGAUUUGAUUGUCUCUGCUCACACCAACAGCUUUUCUUUGUGCUUAUGGAGUUAAUAUGUUAGUAGAAAAUCAAUGGAACUUUUAGAAUGAAUAAUCAGAAAACAAAGCUAUCUUGUUCUGACUUCUUUCUUCCUUUUUUUUGUUAGUUUGUUUUACUGACUUUAUUGUCAGCCUUGUCAAGGUGAGCUGUGUGUGAUGCGAUUCUUUUGUCUUCUUUCUCUAAUAAUGUGCCAACAUGUGUUUUUUCAGAGGCUUUGUGAUGCCUUUUUGCUGCUGUUUCUGCUGUACAUCAGAGGUUAUUGUUUGCCUCUUCAGCAUUUCCUUUCUAGAUUAUGUGCAAAUUAAGAGAACAAAAAUUAUAUUCUUAGUAUUGCAGUUGGUCGUAAAUUCUCCAGAAAAGUAAUUCUUGACAGAAAGCAAUUGAAUUUGGCAGUUGGUGAAGGAUGCUGUAGUGGGGGAGACUUUUGUACAAGUCUGUGGAAUCCAAAGUCUAAAGUUGCUUCUGCCUGGGGUCAAGCACCAAAAAUCAUAUUACACACAGACCAAGGAAGGGUUUUUUGCAAAAUGCUGUGUCCUGCCACAGAAACAUGCCAGCUUGGAGCUACAGCUGACCUCCUGCCAGUAUAAUAUGUUUGAUGUGGUUAAGUAAAUAACCUGUUUCCUAGUAAUGUAUUGCUUUUGUCAGAUUUUUCUGCUGGAAAUGAGGUAAAGAGUUAAAGCCUGGGCUAGGAACUGGGAGCUCUUUUCUUUAAUUAGGAGAGCUGAUGUUUGCUUUUGGUUCAAACCAUCCACUUCAAACAUUGUAUUUGUAAGUUCAGCAAUAUCUUUUCAAAUAAUUUGUGGUAUUGUCCCUUAGGACUUGGGUUUUUUCAAUAACAGAAAGUCUGUUAGAUUACUUUGUCUAAUCUGUACCUUUUUUUUUAAACUCCCCUGUUCCCAUAUUUCCCUAAAGAGAACUCAGAUCUGAGAAUGACACCACAGGUAGUAAGUGAUCUCCAGUGCUACCAUCAGGUGGGUUGGGUGGUAUUUUCAGGCAUGUUAGCACUCAGCAUGAAAAGUGGGGUUUUGGUAAGUGGAAAAGCUUUACUGGUGCAAGGUUGCCCUUGCACCCAUCAGCAAUGUGUGUUUUAUAGCAAAACUCACAGAUCUUUGAAGCAGAAGGGCUGGUUCUCAAACAUGCUGAUGCUUAGCUGCCUUAACCUUGAGGAGUAGAGUUCGAAUGAAGCUUGUUUCUAGCAACAACCUCGGUUUUCUUCCCCUGAAAUUUCACAGGGAAGGAAACCACAAGGAUCAUCGAGCCCAGCUCCUGGCCCUGCACAGGACACCCCAUUGUCCAAAUGCUUGAGUUCUCUCAGGCUUGGUGCUGUGACCACUUCUCUGCGCAGCCUGUUCCAGUGCCCAAACAGGUGAAAAACGUUUUCUAUAUCCAACCUAAACCUUCCCUUACACAACUUCAGACCAUUCCCUGUCACUGUCAGAGCAGAGAUCGAUGUCUGCCCCUCUUGCCCUCACAAGGAAGCUGUAACUGCAAUGAGGUCUCCCCUCAGUCUCCUCCAGGCUGAACAGACCAAGUACCCUCAGCUAUUCCUCAUAUGGCCUCUAGACCCUUUACUAUCCUUGUUGCCCUCCUUUGGGCGCUCUCUAAUAGUUUAACAUCUCCCUUCAAUUGUGGCACCCAAAUCUGCCAACACUACUCAAGGCCAGCAGUAUCCUGGCUGAAACAUCAUGGAGAGCCUGUGCUCUCAGAGAAGGGGAAUUUGGGUCUGUUCUGGAAGUCAGCAGGUUCAAGUUCCUGGACACAAGUCCCAUGAAGGGUAACCUAGCACAAACUGGGUAUUGUGUUCAAUAUAUUAAAGUGGUUUUAAAACAGUCCCCUUGGCCUCAGUGUUCUUCAGGGACAACUCACCCAAUCAACUUUUCAGUCUCCAAAGAAAGCGCCUGUGUUAGAAGAUCUUGCUUUGAUGUUAUUUGUUCAGACUUUGUGUCUGGAACUCCUGAAACCCUUCAGAGUGCUUUCUCUUUUUGUUCCCUAGGUUUUACUGUGUCAGAUUUUUUCCCAUCUGAGUUUUUUUCAAUUCCAGUAGAAAUGUCCACCUGUUUGCUUCUCCAGUGAAUGAGUUUUCUUUCAAUUCUUGUGUCAGCCUGUCACGAGCUUCCUGCAUUGUGUUAAUUCAUUGCAUUCUCCAAUCCAUCUCAAAGUCUGUCUUCGUAUUGCAGCACUGUCACUUUGCUUUGGAGAAAACACUGAAAAAGUACAAAGUACAUGAUUUGGAGAUCAUAAAACAGAAAUUAUGAGUGUAAAAGCCAAUCAUAAGCACUUUAGAAAGGUCUAUCUGGUGGUUGUGCUGUGAGCAGCACCUGCAUCGUAAGUGAUACAGAUGCUUAUCUAUUAUCCCGUUAAUUGGAAGGGCUUGGAUGAUCAGUGGCUUUGCUCAGCUCUUUCCCAGUGAUACCUAGCUUGUGUGGGAGGUUGUGUCCAUGAUUUGACAGUUUGAUGCUGGUCAGCACAAAGCAGCAAGUCAGCCUUUAUUGGAUGGCUGAGCACAGAAUUCUCUGUAAAUAUUUCAUCACAUAUAGUGAAUAAAGAAGGAAUAGUCUCUCCUUGCCAUAGAAUGAGUAUGCUCACAGCUACAGAAAGUAAUUUGUGGCUGCUGGACUUGUACAGAGCUAUGCCCCAACUUCUUUGAUGCUUUACAUUGUGAUUUUGCUGUGUAAUGUGUAAAAGUGCAGCAGUUACCUCUGGUGUGCUUUUUGCCGUGCAGUUGAGCACCCGGCUGGGCAGCAUCCAUCCUGCCUUCUCCCUUUGCUUUCCUGAUGGGUUCAGUUUCUGUUUGGUACACCAAGUCUGAGAGGGGAAGAAUUAGCCCUUUGUCUGCUCUAAGUAUUCAUGGCUCCUCCUGGGUGCUGGUUGUGGGGUUUAUUGGUUUUGCCACAAAGCUUUAGAAUACAUUCAGUUUUUGCAUUCCCUGGUCCUCCCCACUCUAUCUAUAUUAUGCUGAAUGCUAAAGGAGAGGGGAAAAAUCGUGAUUUCUGGACUUGACCUGCUGGAAGUUGUGCAGCUCUGUCUGCUCCCCACAGAGAAAAGUUCUGGUAGCCAAACUUCAGAAAGGAACAAAAUAGUUUUGCUCUUUAAAUGCCAUUAUAAAACCCCAUGAUUUCAGUGACUGGGUGGGGUGUCACGCUGGGCACACAUUUAUCAUUGUAAAUGUUAGGUCUGAAAGGCUUUGAAAUGCUUUCAGAACGUGUGAUUUUGGGCACAUAAGCAGAUCACUUUUAUUAUAACCUUCAUGUUACACUCAAUGGGGUUGGUCAGGUGAUGUUUUUCCCUGUUCAUUUAAGUGGUUUCUUACAGAGGCCUUUGAGUUCCAGAAUAAUGUUCUGUGCAACCCCGGUAAUUACUUUAUUAUUAACUGGAAGGCCAGGUGCCCUUGUCUACCUCCCCUUUUAGGAGUGAAUCAUGUUCUGAUAUUAAAAUGACCCUAAGCUGAGAUCUCAAGUUUCCUUUCCAGCUGGACUAAUGGGGCUUGUAGGAGGGAAGCCAAACUUCCAUGACUGCUAAUUAUCCUCAAAUUGGAUUAAUAAAGGAAAAUUACUUAACUACCCAUCCAAGGAUGGAGAGUUAGCUGUACCUUUGAAAAGACUUGCCAGCUGCUAACAAGGUACAGUUGAACUGGAUUUGCCUUUUUUAAACAUACCUUGGGUAUAUCCCCUGAGCGUAUGCAGAAGGAUUCAUCCUUGUGUGUGCUGUUUUCUGGAAGGGCUCAGCAAAAUCUUAGCUGGCAAGUUGGCCACCUCAGUAGAUGUCUUUGGAACUAAACCAAGGACUGUGUUUCCAUCUAUGAGCCUAACCCAUGACCUGUGGAGGCCAUUGGGGAUUUAUAAGUAAUUUUUAAGGGGUUUAUCUUCAGAAAAGAAAGGUGAGCUGUCUGAACUUCUGUCUUGCAAUUCUUUUCUCUUUAAGCAAUACUGUGGAUUGCUGUGGGGUUGAAAUUUUUUCCAGCCAAAAGAGCAAGCAGUGCUCAGUGCUAAAGGAGCACUUUCCAUGAUGGUGAUCCUGUGAGGGAAUUGCAUUUAAUUAUUUUAAAUUAUUGAAGCAGGACAAAGAGUUGUGUCCAACCUCUCAAGUGACUUAGUACCCACUCUUCUUCAUAUAAUUUGAGGAGCCACUAUCCAUGUCACUUAGGAAGGCAAGCAAGAAUUCCUGUCUUUAUAUCCUUGGCAUCUGACAGAUGCUCAGUUUUACCAUUAGCAUAGCUGAGCUACUUUAUAAAACCUCCCCAGCCUGGAUCUUCUGUCUGACACUUCCUUGGUAGUGUUGUUUAUAUAAAAAACCUGCAGCCCUUUUAUUUUUAACUCCUAUGUUAAUGAUGGGGAUGCUUAGGGAGAAAUUCCCUCUUUGCUUUUUUGCCUUUGCUGUGAAAAAAAUAAUAAAUGCUUGUCAGCCUAACAAGAUUUCAAGUCCCUCCCCUGCUCUGCAACAUUUAAUUCCUGAGGUGUCUUUGUAACUGCAUUUUAUUGUGCUGAACAGAAUUUCUCAAAUAUUUUCUCUCACAUCAACUUGUGAUAAGUCUAGUCUGACCUUCUGGACUUACUGCUUGGGACAUUGUUUAUCAGGUACUGCCUGCUUCCUUUCUCUCCCAGCCAGGAGCUGAGUAGACCUAGAAGAUGCUGGUGGUGCUUUGAGGUGGGCAUACCUGAACCUCUCACUGCAGUGAGCUAACAAAAGAAAAUGAGAAUGGCUCUUUGCAUUCAAAAAGCUUUAUUAGAAUGUCAGCUAGAAUUCUUAAUUAUCUUAAUUAGAAUUCAAAGCUAUGAAGAACAUUCUUAAAUAUUUAAGUGCUCUCUGCCCUUGUCCAUUAAGUCUCUUCCUGUGCAGAUCCUUUCUUUCAAUUCUUAAGUCAACCUAGACAUGUUUUGGGGGGUUUUUGCAAGCUCUGAGCCGCCCCUCUCAUCCACAGAGUUGUCCCCAUGGGAUGUUCACUCCCUGCCACUCUCAGUAGGUUUUAAACCUCUCUGACGAGCCUUACAUUGCCAAGUUUGUGUUCUUGGCUCUUUCUGCUGCCAGACCGCCCUCUGCUCGUGGAGCUCUGUCCUGUACAGGCUGAGGCACAGCCAGCCCAGGAACCUUCAUCCUCUGCUGACUGAGCCCUGCCCACCCCAGUCUCUUGGGGUGGAGUCCUCCUUGACCACGGGGACUGUGAAACCACCUGGCACAGAACCACAGCAAAGGCUGGGGCAGAUUUGGAUGGGUCUUGCCUGGUCCCUGCCCAGCCUUCCCUGCUUCUUGCAGCUGGAGAGUUCCUUCUGUCCUCAAAAGGAAAGCCUUCCAUGGUCAUCCAAGACUCUAAAUACAGAGUGCACAAGCCCACUGAGCUCAGCAGAGCUGGGAUAUUUAUGUGUGAGAGAAUUUUCCAUGAGCAAAGUGAAAAGCCCAUCAGUCUUUGUGUGUUUGGUGCCUGUGAUUAAAAAUUUUGGUCUUUGUAAUUGUUACUGAUACAUUUCAUAUGUAGUUGGCACUGUACAAACAUCUCUUCCUGUAUCUGAUUUCCAUUUUCUUUUAACUUACAUUUCUUUAAUCAUUAAUUUUGUUUUUUGUGGUGGUUUUUUCAUACACAGAUGUGGGAUGAUGCUUUUAUCUCUUCUCAGAAGGACUGUUGGUUCUCUCUGAGUUUCUCUGUAGGAUACCAAAUAUUUUCCUCUCUUCAAUACAGAUGAACCUGUUGCUCUGCAACACAUUUGUUAAUUCCCAAUGAAAAACUUUUUUUUUGUUAUUUUAAUAAGAGUCUUUUCUGUAAAGAUGUUGUUUAAAAGCAUGUAUUUGAAGUGAGAUUUUUAUUGUGACUGCUCCAAGAGGACCCUCAUAGCCUUGACAUCUGAAGUCUUCUAGAAGCAGCUAAGUGGGCUCUGUGUUUGAAGUGGCAGCACAAUGCAAAGAUGUAGCAGGAGGGAAAUGUAUUGUAUUAAUUCUAACAAACUUCAAGAAACUUAUUAUAUCAAUGAAAGUUCUUCACAUCUUUGGUUCAGGCAUGUCAGAUAUAAAGAGCGUUGAAAUCAAGGACAAAGAUGCCAGCAAAGGCUUGUGUAAGAUGGAGGACCCAGACCUCCUUAUGAAAGUGAGACAACUUCUCAUGGGCUUCUUUCAGAGAAAUAACAAUAAUAACAAUAAUAGUAAUCCACUCAGCAACAUCUCUGAACACAAAGGCUGAACAAGUCUCUGUCCUGUGAGACUGGAAGGAUUAUUUAAUAGGUAAUUAAACAUAGUCAAGGACAAUUGUCAUACAAGGUAGAAUCUGUGUUUGUGACUUUGGUUGCUGGCUCAGGUCAUCACUUGUCCCCAGAUGGGCAGGAUCAGGUUGUCAGUGCCCAUUAUAUUUAGAGAGAAAUUAUUGGCCUGCCUUGCCUGUGAGUUUGGGGUUUUUUAGCAAUAUUUGAUGUGGGUUUUUUGUGUAACAGAAACUUUCAAGAAUACAUCUAUUAUUUGGCUGUAAAAAUUGGAACAAAUCAAGGGAACUUAGAUAUCUUCCUGUUCUCUGCUUCUAGCUGACUCAUUUUAAAACUUAGAGCUGAAGAGCCUAAGUAUUGUCUAGAAAACUAAAUUUCCAGACUAGAGUGGAUUUACAAAGUCACUGACUUCGAAAGAGCAUUGUCCUAUCUCUGCAAACUACUGAGAAUUUAACUGUUGCUUUUUGAUUGGUGACUGCACUACAUAUCACAGGUCUUUACAGGUCUUUUAUUAUUUUUUAAUGUCAUAUGCAAUAUGUAACUUAGGCUCAGUAAGUGUGAAAAUAUGAAGCACCCAUGAAACUAAGCUUUUGUUCCCAAGUGAAGAUCAGUUGAAUUGAGGCAUCUCUGACAGACAAGAAUUCAUAAUCCUUUGUCUUCCAAUUGUUUAUUGAACUCUUCCUGGUUUCCAGGAUUUUUUUGUAUUUAGUUACGUUUGAAUCAAUUUGCCUGUAUAGUGAUCCUUCAAAAAAAAAACCCCAAAACCCCAAAGCCAACACAACAAAAAAAAACAACCCAUCUCCAAACCCAGCUUCUUUUGUAAAACUAAUUUCUGAUCAUCUACUGCUAUCACAUCUGUUUAUCAUCUUGAGAAAUUUUUACAUGAGCAUCUAGAACAUUGAUAAAAUGUUAAAUAAUAUUGAGCCAAGAGUUAAUCCAUGGGGAAAUCUGCUGGGAAAAGCCCCACCAAUUCCUGUCUCCCACUAAUGUGAUUACAUGAAGUUGCCUUUUGAUAUCAGUGUUUGCAAUUUUAACAUUAAUGUCCAACAAUAAAGUUGUACCUGACACUUGGGA